Lodderomyces parapsilosis is the source of this 2529-nucleotide messenger RNA. It is a transcript of the gene IML2, whose product is annotated as Iml2p. The transcript has a single exon. NCBI's taxonomy places the organism in Eukaryota, Fungi, Ascomycota, Pichiomycetes, Serinales, Debaryomycetaceae. The record is from RefSeq and is a predicted model, not a curated record. Gene Ontology annotation, molecular function: protein binding. Gene Ontology annotation, cellular component: nucleus; mitochondrial outer membrane; cytosol. Bases 1 to 2529 code for a protein of 842 amino acids.
AUGUUCAAAGGUUUGAGAAAAAAGGCAUCGAUAUUGUCACUAUACCCCACAACAUCAAAUCAAAAUACUGUGGAAAAUGCCUCAGCUCUCAACUCCAACAGUAAUUAUGAUAAGAUUUUAAAGCAAGUGCAUGAUUUCGAAUCUGCUUUGAAAGCGAUGGACUACCUUUUGGAUGAUCGCUCGAACGAAGGGACAGCUUUGUUGAAAAAGGAGGCACAAACAGUUGUCGAGGAUGAUCUGCCUCGAGCCAUUUUCCCAUUGGCUUUAGGAAUGAUGGAAUUUAUCGAAGCAACUUUGGGGUUUGAGCCAGAAGUCAUGGCCAAAGCACACAAAACACUUUCCGAAGCAGAGAAUGCCUCUAGUAACAAUUCAAAAUACAAUACUCGUUACCAAUUGGCAACAUCCACAAUUUACCCACCAGGAACCGAAUUUCAAGUAACAUUGGCAGAAUCUACGUUAUUAAAUGCGUUGUUGAUGUUGUUGAAGGAAAACAAUGGGGUCGUUGAAAGUGCCAAAGCAUUGUUUAAGCUACGAAAAGCGUACCAGAUCUUGGAUUCGGUACACAAGAGAAUGCAAGAGCUGGAACCGGUAUUCAACAAGAACUUGGCUAAGUUAAAGAGAAAGGCAGCUAAUGGUAUUGGAAAGAGCAAUGGAGUGUUUUUGAACAACAAUAAUCAAUCGAUUAGCACAGUUGACUUGCCUGGGUUUGAUGCUCUCAAUGGCUCCUCAAGUUCAUUGCCCCAGGAUAUAAAAUUGAUGAAGGAUUUGGAGAAGAUUUUCUUGAUGCGGAAAGCUAGGAUCGAAGGAUCAAAUUUGGGGAAUACUGAACCACUCAACAUGUUUGAAGAUCUGAAUAGUUCCAUCACACUUGCAAAGAAAAACUUUUCUGAGCCCCUGGAUGUACAGAAUAAUAACUCAGAUGAUGAUGAGUUUGAAGAUGCUAUGGAACAUUUGGCAGUGAGCGAUGCACCUAGUUCAUUUGUCGGGUCAAGUGCUCAAUCUAUUCUCUCUUCAGUUGACACGUCGCCAAGCUCGCAGGGAAACGGAUCAGAUACAUAUCUCCAUGUUUCCACAACUGAUGAAUUUAUUCAUUCUGGAGUGCAGUUGUGUUUUGGUAUUUUACAAGUUGUAUUGUCGUUGAUCCCACCAGCUAUUGGUGCAGUAUUGUCCAUUGUUGGGUUCAAAGGUAAUAGGAGUAUUGGGCUUCAACUUUUGUGGAGAACGGCAAUAACCUCAAGAAAUGUCCAUGGUGAAUUGGCAUUGCUAUUUUUGUUGGUGUUUUAUGAUGGACCGGUACAAUUUGUUGAUACAGGAUUUAGAUUACCCGAGUCCAAAGAGGACCAUAACGUCAUCUCAUUGAACAACAAGUUGACUGUCCUGGAGGAAGAGUUGGAAAAGAUUAUGGAUAAUCCACCACUUUACACUAGCCAAUUGUUGCGUUCAGCACGUCAACAUUUCCCACAUAACGCCUUGUGGAUAUUGCAAGAGGGGAGAAUGUUGGCAGCAGAGGGUGAUUUGGUAGGUGCUAGCACUCUUAUGCAAAAUUUCACAGACGAUCCAAAUAACAAGAUUCAAAUGAAACAAAUUGAAUCAUUGUUGAUGUUUGAUCGUGCUAUUAUCUACAUUUAUAUGCACGAGUAUGAUAAAGCAGCAAGGGACUUGAUUCACUUGAUCGAUAUCAACUCGUGGUCCAAAGCCGUGUACUUGUUUAUGGCUGCUUCGUGUUAUCUUGAGAAAUAUAGAAUGAUCAAGAUGGGUGUUUUAAAAGGUGGCCCGACGGAAGCUCAAAAGUAUGCUGAUUUGUUUGCUAAAAACAUGAAACUCUCGUUGAGUUAUGUUCCUGGGCAUGGUCACAAUGCCUCAAAGAAAGGUGGAUUGGGAGGUAGUGGCAAACAAAUGCCAUUUGAUAAAUUCUUGUUGCGUAAACACAAGCACAUUGAAAUGAGAAAGAAACAGUAUCCUGACGUUCAAUUGGCAGAUUUGGUUGGUACUUCAUUGAUUCAUGAGUUGGUAUAUUUCUGGAAUGGGUACAAUAGAAUGACCAAUGAACAUUUUCAAAUUGCAUUGAAAAUGUUGGGAUACUCUGGCGCUCCAAAUGCCGAACUUUCAGCAAAUACCAAUAAGCAUUCCUUUGCAGUGAUUCAAGAAACCGAAGAUGAAGCAAUGAUACGAUACUUUCUCCAAUCCGUUUGUUUGAGACAAUUGGGUCAAAUGAAGGAAGGUAAACGAAUUCUUCAACAGUAUGUGUUGUCAAAGAUUGUCAUUUCCGAUUCCCCGCAAUUUAAAUUCCACAAGAUGACAUACAGUCCGUACUUGUACCCCACAGCAUUUUAUGAAAACACCAUGUUUACUUGGGUUGAAGAAACUGGGCCAAAUUCCAACAUUGACGUGAAGAAAGCUGUUGCUGAUAGUAAAGCGUGGUUGAAAAAAGCAGAAAUUGUAGGAGAUGGUGAUUACGAGUUGAGUAAUAGAACCAGUAUGCGUAUAAAGGCAGCUGGCGAUAGAUUAGACCAGUUAGCAAAUGUAUAA